Molecule: messenger RNA, 2367 nt
Organism: Apiotrichum porosum
Lineage: Eukaryota; Fungi; Basidiomycota; Tremellomycetes; Trichosporonales; Trichosporonaceae
Exons: 7
Coding region: 1-2367 (788 amino acids)
Source: RefSeq, a predicted model, not a curated record
AUGAGCGCCGAUCCCCGCGCUUCUGCAACUUCCCCAAACGAGAACGACACAUCCAGUGCUACCCCCGCUCCUUCUCGUUCUCAAAUGCUUUCCUCCGAACCUUCCGUCCCACGCAUAUCAACAGCCCCACCACCACCACCGCGCCCUGACGUCGCUGCUCUUCGUGCUGCAGCCCUCAAGUCCAAGGCGAAGAACGAUGUGACUCCUUCCCCAGCGCCGACGUUACCGCCCAAGCCCGCUAAGAAGAGUGCCAAGGCAGCCAAAGCAGCGCCAGCCAAAGCAGGGAAGUCGGCAAACAAAGCCAGCAAGCUCAGCAGCGAGGUCACGCUCAGCACCUCCGAGAAGGAGGACGGUGAAAUAAGCGACGACAACGCGCCGGGGCCCAGUGCUCCUCGUCGUGAGGCUAUCACAAGGUCGAAACCGCCCCCGUCCAUGCCAAAGGCCAAGACUUUACAGGCCCAGCCUUCUGUGGAUCACAUUGUCACGCCAGGAGUCGCUGCUUCUGAUUCUGGUAUCGUCCGAUCUACGGUCUUGACGAUUAGCAACACGUUCACUGGUGCCACCGCUACCUCGUCCUUUCCAGGAUCCCCGUCGGCCAACGGCCUCGCAGAGCAAGAGUGGUUGAAAGAGAUCCGCGGCUUCCUCCACGACGGCCUAACUCCCAAAGACCUCGUGGCCCAGGGCGCACCGACCCACCUCGUUGCCAAGGUCUGUGAGGACAUCGUCGCUGGGACCAAGCAACGCAGGGCCCUCUGGAACCAGGUUCGCGAACCUGGGCGCGAAGCAAGCGAGAGCCCCAGUGUGGCCAGCUUUGGCAACGAGGCUGGUCCGUCCCGUCCCAGCUCAAUCCGCUCGCGCAGCUCCAGCCCAGACAUCGCAGUUGCUGUUGCCAUGGGUCGUACCAGCUCGGAGAGCUCAACCGAGGCCCUCAUCGAGCGCAUGAUUCCUCCCCAGCCGUAUGUGCAGCCGUCGGCACCCCGUAUUAUGUCGAGCUGGACUCCCAACGCCGCGGUUCCCGGACCAGCCUCGAAUUUGAGUCGCCCCACUUCAGCUACUGGCGCUAUUCACAUUGAGAGCUACCGCCCACUCCCACGUCCCCAGGUGCCCACCCCCGUCCUUGCGCCUGCUCCCCAGCAUCUGCCGCACAAGGGGCGGCGGCGUCGUGAUCUCGACCAUGCUCACCAGGCAGACGCUCUGGCUACGCUCAACUACGGUGACGACGAUGAAUCCUCAAUCCCUGCUCCACCAUCAGUGGCCCCACCUCCUAUCCCUCCGCCCCCACCUGUGCCGGCCGAGCCUGCACACGCAGCUGUCCCCGAGCGUCUGGGCCCUUCCCCAGCCGACUUGAUUGAAACGCGUCGACGCGCCCUCCUCAGUAUGCGCCGCGGCAAGACUGCGACUCCCACAACACCUGUGUCUGCAGCUCCCACACCGCCUCCGCAGGCUGGCCCAUCCACGGCCGUCAUGGCGGAAGCCGCCAGCCUUGAGCGCGAGAUCCUGGGAUCGACUGCCGAGGUCCCGAUGGACAUUGAUGAUGAAAUGGAGGACGGCGAGAUCCCCGACGAUCGUCCAGAGCCAACACCACCGCCUCGUGUUGCCAGUGCGACAAGCUCGUCAACUCGUCGUGGCGUCAAGCGUCCCCAUGCCGAGGACAUGAUGGACAACACGAGCCGUCCUACCACAACCGCAUAUCGCCCUGCACCGCCAAAGCGCCGCCUCUUCUGUGUCCCGCCGCCCGCCAGCCGUCUCCUUAUACUUCUGGAUGACGAUUCGGACAGUGACGACGAACAUGAGGACGAGGGUCUCCGCACAAUCUCUAUACCCGUUAUUGUCAUUCCUGAGCCAGUUGACGAGGCUCGUCUCUUGGCAGAGCGAAAGGAGGCAGAGCUCCGGGAGAAGAACGCCAACAUCCUCCGGCUGAAGGAGCAGAUUGCGGCCAAGCUGGCUGCAAAGAAGGCAAGCGUAACAACGCCCACGGGAGCGUCGACCCCGACUAUCGAGCGUCGUGUGGCCGAUGCAGAGGAGGCCGCCCAACGUGUGGGUGUGGAUGGUGUGGCCGCGGACGUUGUGCACGCAGCUGUCCUCGCUGUCGCUCAAGAGAGCAAGUCCAAGGGCGGUACUCAUCCAGACGAUGACGUGCCCAUGGAGGUUGCCGAUGCUCCAGACGCAACUGCGUCAACGUCAGAUGCUGCGACCACUUCGACACCCUCGUCGUCGUCGGUGCCCAGGUCAUCGACUAACGACCCAUCGUUGGCCCUCUGUCGCUCAGAAGCCGGCGGUGGUCACUGUGCCGACUCUUCGUAUGCCGACAUGACCACGUACAUGAAGCAGAGCUUGACUAUGAAGAGGGGAGACCGUGAAACCUAA